Xyrichtys novacula (pearly razorfish) is the source of this 3304-nucleotide messenger RNA. NCBI's taxonomy places the organism in Eukaryota, Metazoa, Chordata, Actinopteri, Labriformes, Labridae. The record is from the annotation of a GenBank genome assembly.
AUGGCACCCGACCUGCGACAGGAUUUCAACAUGAUGGAGCAGAGGAAGAGGGUCUCUAUGAUACUACAGAGCCCGGUCAGUACGAAAGACACUGUAGAUACUCACACAGUGUACAGAUCUAACAGCAUUCACUAGAUUUACAGCAGAUAGAUGCACACUGCUCAUACCAGUGUUAUAGACUCUGGAUAGACUGGGGAGCAGCUCUCUCAACGUCACAUGAUAGAUCCAGUUUAUUCCUCAUCAACAGAGUGUCUGUGACCGGCUGAAUUCUCGGCACAGAGAACAGCUCUGUGUUUAAAUGAUUCUCUCUAGAGCCUGAAGAAGUCUCAGUACUGUGCUGUUUGGAGGUUUGGUGUUGUUGAGCUCAGGUUGGUGCAGACAGAUGAUGUACUAAGGUGUUACUUUUUAUGAUUCUUUAGCGUACUCUGUUUUAAAUAUUCUCUUUAAACCAUCGUUCACAGGAGACACCAGAGACGGUGUGUGGUGUGAGUGUGUAUCUGCAUAGAAGUCCUCUUAUAAACUCGUAAAAAAACAUCCCUAAUGAAUCGCCGACUCUCCUCUGUUUACUGUCUGUCUACAACACAUAACAUUCGUGUUUUAAUGAGAUGCUAGAAGAAUGAACAAAACUGCAGUAUUUGCCGACCUGUGACCAAGGAGAGUUGGUGGUGAUGUAUCAACACACAUAAACACUUUUUAACACACACACAGCAGGUUAGAGGAAGCGCAACUUCAACUUCAAAUGAAGCAAGUCCAGCUCCUUCCUGCACAUCUGUUCAGAGGUGUGGACACAAAGAUGUUCAGAGUGUAACCGCUCUGAAACCGCCAGAAACCAGCACCUCGUUUUACAGUCUGACCUCAUUAUUUAGUUUUCUCUCCUCGAUGUUGAUUGACAACCUCUCUCUCUUUUUCACUGCAGCUGUUGGUUCAUGAUAUGAAUGCAGAUCUUGUUUCGCAUAGGCAUCAGUAGGACUGGGCGAUUUGGCCAAAAAGAUGAUCACGAUAUACCAUGUCAUAUUGUCCGAUCUCGAUUAUUAUCCCGAUUUUUUAAAUUGCCAGUUUUAUCUGUACUUAAAACUAAAUGAUAAAUAGAUAAAUACUAAAUAACUUUUCUUCUCAACAAUAACAUCUUCGGAGGAUGACUCAAAGUCAUGGCUGACAUCUAUUUUACUGCCCUCAGCUCCAUGUUCGGUUACUGUGUUUACUUCUCCGGCAACUUACAGAAGUGAGCAGGAAAAGCUCGACUCUGAUUGGCUGUUGUGACGCACAUUUUCGCAAUGUUUGAUCAGUAAAUAAGCUCACAGCUGAUCACCGUGAUCGAACUGAAAUUUAUCACGAUCAUGAAUCACGAUCAUAUAAUCGCCCAGUCCUAGGCAUCAGUGCUUUUCGAUAUUAUGGAACAAACACAUGGUUAGGGCCGGGCGAUAAACCAAAAAUUUACCAAAACCAAAAUUUACGAUGUCAAAUUAACCGACGUCAUUUUGCCCAUAUCGGUAUAUUCAGUGUCAAAAAUAUAAAUAAAUAAAAGUUGGUUUUGGAUGUGUGUAGGUAGGCUAUGGUCUCAUGUCCCUUUUAAGAUACUGUUCUACAUCAGAGAUGUGACUCCACCCCAUUCAGUUCAUAACGAAGAGCGAAAGACAGGUGAGGAGAUGGAGGACGGUUCAAAAGUUGUAGUGGCUGAAGUAGAUGAAGUUCAUGUGUGAGCAGCUUGUAGUUGAUCAUUAUUGAGGUGAACUGCUCAAUAUAUCGUGAUAUUGAUUUAAGGCCAUAUCGCCCAGCCCUAUACAUGGUACCAAAAAUUUUGAGUGCUUGUUUCAAAAACCACCUCAGCAUCUCAACUUUUGUGUUUGUGUAUUUUUUUUUUAAUGGACAGGCGUUCUGCGACGAGCUGGAGACGAUGAUCCAGGAUCAGCUGAAGAAGGGGAAGACACCCACCAGCCUGUUGGCCCUGCAGCAGAUCGCAGACUUCAUGACCACUAGCAUGCCUUCAAUGUAUCCAGCUGCACCACAAGGAGGCAUGGCGGCGCUCAACAUGAGUAAGCAGGAUGAAAGUGUGCCUUGUUUUUAUAAAGAAUUGCCCGAGUCGUUUAUUUCUCAGCUUUUAUCCUGUAUCAUUUUCCUCUCAGGCUUGGGUAUGGUGACUCCGGUGAACGACCUGCGCGGCUCAGACUCUAUUUCAUAUGAUAAGGGCGAGAAACUGCUCCGCUGCAAGCUGGCCGCCUUUUAUCGGCUCACCGACCUGUUCGGCUGGUCGGAGCUUAUCUACAACCACCUCACAGUAAGACAGGCUUUUUUUCUUUAUGAUGCAAUCAAGUAUGUGAGCUAAAUUUGUCCUCCGGCUUUAACAGAGUCUAAUUUCAAAUAAGACUUUAAGUGUAUUGACUUUGUUCUCUGCGAGCUAAAAAGGGGCACCAAAGAGUUUGGAGUUUCGGCUCAAAGAUUAGCUGAGAGGGAGACGUGCUUUUGUGUGGGAGACACUUACUGCAGCCCAACCUGCUGAUUUGGAUUUUAGCUCUAAAUGUAAACAAAACAAGCAAAUGCAAAAGAAGAAAGCGAAGCUGUAACACGUUGUACUUCGUCUCGAACAACGCCUCUGAGGGUUUAAUGAAGGGUACAGUUUUGCUGAUGUUAUCCAGAGGGUGUUCAGACAGUAAAACUGUUGGAAAAUGCUGUACGUAUUUAGAGCAUGUCUCCGAAGAACAAAUAAGCCCCGAGGUCUUUAGUGCUGUAUGUAUGUAUGUAAUGUGUACAGCUCUGUGUGAGUAGUCAAUCUGCUUUUGAAGGGGUUAAAAAUAGUCCUUGAGAAUGAGCUUUGUCUGUUUUUAUUAAGAUGAACAGUAAAGGUGUUAAUGAACGUAACUGUCAGGAAACAUGAAAAAGAGGAUCUCUAAAAUCCAUCUCAGUUUAGCGAUUUAAGUUCAUAAAAGCACUGUGACUGUCUUCUGUUUUUAGGUCCGGGUGAACUCAGACCAGGAGCGCUUCCUUAUCGUCCCCUUUGGGCUCCUGUACAGUGAGGUCACUGCUUCCAGUCUGGUGAGAUUCUGCACUGAUAUCUACUCAAACCGCACGCUUCUUAACUUCCUCUUUUUGUGUUUUUAUCGCACUGAAGCUCUUUAAGUAAACCGUCUCUGUCUGCCUUUGCCUUCAGGUGAAGAUAAACGUUCAGGGUGAGAUCGUGGACCGGGGCAGCACCAAUCUCGGGGUCAACCAGGCGGGCUUCACUCUGCACUCUGCCAUCUACGCUGCACGGCCUGAUGUGAAGUGUGUUGUACAUAUUCACACAGCUGCAGGUGCCUGCAGUAAGUAA